Gastrolobium bilobum is the source of this 5112-nucleotide messenger RNA. Its product is annotated as histidine kinase 2. The transcript is spliced from 14 exons. Lineage: Eukaryota; Viridiplantae; Streptophyta; Magnoliopsida; Fabales; Fabaceae. The coding region runs from base 637 to 4317 and encodes 1226 amino acids. Gene Ontology annotation, biological process: phosphorelay signal transduction system; phosphorylation. Gene Ontology annotation, molecular function: phosphorelay sensor kinase activity. The record is from RefSeq and is a predicted model, not a curated record.
GAGAGAGAGAGAGAGACAUUUACUUUCAGAAAAACAAGAAAACGGGUUAUAUCAGCAUUUGCAAGGUGAUGGGCACUCUCUGAGGUUGUUCCACUCUUGAUGUUUCUUUUGGCUGUUCAGAGUUCCAGUGAGGCAGAAAGAACCUGUUACAGAAAAGAACAAAUUUUCCUAUCUCAUUCACAAUUCUUCUCAGUGAGAUUGCCUAAAUGACAACUGGGUUUUAUUUAUCUUGUUGUGUGGUGUGAUUAUUACCCCAUUCUACUCUUCCACAUCUGGUUUUUUUUAUAUCUCUUCAAGUUCCACCGAUAUCUAUAAGAAAAAAACAAACUUCUUUACCAACAUGGAGACAAAGGUUGGACCACUUAGUAUUCUCAAACAUAGUGCUUGGUUGGAGCUUGUUCGUUGAGUUAUGAACUGGGUCUCAUGCAAGUUUUUUCCUUUAGGUUGGGUUCUGUUGAUGAAAAUAUCAUAAAGCAUCAAUCUUUAUGAGGUUUGAGGGCUUGGAUUGCUGAAAGAAAUUUUGGGUUUGCUUCAAUUUUGCUUAGGAGUUAAAAGAUUCACGGUGGGGGUGCUUGGUGGUCCAGUUUAUUUAAUGUUCUGUUGAAGCCGGGGCUUACCUUGAAUCUUCUGUGAAGGAUGUCUGUGAAUCGAAGACUUUCUGGUUCAAAUGGAAGAUUGCCACCAAGUAUGAAGUCUUGGAAGGCAAAUGAGCCUCUGCAUGAGUCUAAUUCUUCUAAAACAUGUAGAAGGAAGCCGUUGCUCCUCUGGGUUUUUGGGUUUGUUGCUAUAGGGAGUGUUUGGUUUAUCUUGAGUUUCAAUAGUAACGAAGCAGCUUGUGAAGAUAGAGAAAGAAUAUUGCUUCAACGUUACAAUGUCAGUAGGAAGCAGCUUCAUGCUUUGGCUUCCUUGUUCUCUGGAUCAGAUCAGAUUUUAUCAUCCAACUGUAUUGAUGAAAGAAGACUUCAAAUGCUGUUAAGCAGUGGCAUAGUGAGCACUCCACAGUUAAUUUGUCCAGAGAAUCAGGAGUUACAAAAGGAGCAUAGAUGUGUUGCAGAGAUUGUAGAACCUGUUGAACAAUGCCCAAUUGUCGACGAUAAUGUCCAGACAAGGCUUGAAUUAUCAUUCGUAUUGAAAAAAUAUCUAUCAUUGACCUCACACUCUGCACUUUCGUCCAAUUUGGUUAAUUGUUUGCUUUGUGGAAAGAACAUUUUGCAGUCAUUUAAACUGAGGGUCUGUGCAAUUAAGGAUCAUGUGAGUUCAUCUAAUUCGGUUAAAGGAUGCUGGUGGAUCCUUAUUGGAAUUAUAAUGUCCUGCAAGUUGUCUGGCUUCUAUUUACUAUGGAGGAGUCAAAAGCAGAAGCUAGUUUGGGGGCAUCCAGCUUCUCAACAAAAGCGGCUGCAACAUUCUGUGCAGGGUCCCUUAAAGAGUGCUGGGAGGUGGAGGAAAAAGUUGCUAAUUAUAUUUGUGUCACUUGGAAUAGUUGUGUCCGUUUGGUUAUUCUGGCACCUGAAUAUGAACAUUGUGCAGAGAAGAGAAGAAAUGCUUGCCAAUAUGUGUGAUGAGCGAGCCCGUAUGCUGCAAGAUCAGUUUAAUGUAAGCAUGAAUCAUGUUCAUGCUCUGGCUAUUCUUGUAUCUACCUUUCACCACGGAAAACAUCCUUCUGCAAUUGACCAGAAAAUUUUUGGGGAAUAUACAGAGAGUACAGCAUUUGAGAGACCACUUACUAGUGGUGUUGCUUAUGCUUUGAAAGUUCUCCAUUCUGAUAGGAUGCAUUUUGAGAAGCAGCACGGGUGGACAAUUAAGAAAAUGGAAACAGAGAAUGAGACACUAGUCCAAGAUUGUAUUCCAGAAAAUUUGGAUCCGGCACCCAUUCAAGAUGAAUAUGCUCCGGUGAUAUUCGCUCAAGAAACAGUUUCCCAUAUUGUAUCAAUUGACAUGAUGUCAGGGAAGGAGGAUCGUGAGAAUAUUUUGCGAGCAAGGGCAUCUGGAAAGGGGGUUCUGACAUCCCCUUUUAAAUUACUAAAGUCCAAUCACCUGGGUGUUGUACUUACAUUUGCUGUCUUUGAGACUAAUCUUCCUCCAGAUGCUACACCAGAGCAGCGUAUUGAAGCUACUGUGGGGUAUCUGGGUGCAUCUUAUGAUGUUCCAUCACUGGUAGACAAGCUUCUGCACCAACUUGCCAGCAAGCAAACCAUUGUUGUAAAUGUUUAUGACAUAACUAAUGCAUCUGCACCCAUCACAAUGUAUGGUACUGAUGUUGCUGAUACUGGCCUACUACGCAUAAGCAGCCUAGAUUUUGGGGAUCCGCUACGAAAACAUGAGAUGCACUGCAGGUUCAAGCAAAGGCCUCCAUUACCUUGGACGGCAAUCAAUGCAUCUGUUGGGGUACUUGUUAUUACUUUGCUUCUGGGUCAUAUUUUUUAUGCAGCAAUAAAUCGAAUAGCAAAAGUAGAGGAUGACUAUCGAAAAAUGAGAGAGCUGAAAGUUCGUGCUGAAGCUGCAGAUGUGGCAAAAUCUCAGUUUCUUGCGACAGUUUCACAUGAGAUCAGGACUCCAAUGAAUGGUGUUUUAGGUAUGCUGCAAAUGUUGAUGGACACUGACCUUGAUGAAAACCAGAUGGAUUUUGCCCAAACUGCCCAUAGGAGUGGUAAAGAUCUUAUAUCAGUCAUAAAUGAGGUUCUUGAUCAGGCAAAGAUCGAGGCAGGCAAGCUUGAACUUGAAGCUGUAGCUUUUGAUCCGCAUGCUAUUCUAGAUGAAGUUCUAUCACUUUUCUCUGGAAAAUCUUAUGAAAAAGGAAUUGAGUUGGCUGUUUAUGCAUCCAAUCAAGUACCCAAAGUUGUAACUGGCGAUCCUAAACGGUUCCGGCAAACAAUUACUAAUCUUGUUGGCAAUUCACUUAAGUUCACCCAUGAUAAAGGACAUGUAUUUGUCUCGGUUCAUCUGGCGAAUGAAGUGAAGAACCCACUUCAUAUUAUGGACGCAGUAUUGAGAGAAGGCUUAAACUUGGAUCAAGACAUGCCAGCCAGAACAUAUAAUACGUUAAGCGGGCUCCCUGUAGGCAACAGAUGGAAAAGCUGGGCAAACUUUAAAAAGUUUAGUAUAAAUUUGAUGGAUAAGCCUGAAAUUAUUCAACUACUAGUAACAGUUGAGGACACAGGUAUAGGAAUUCCUGCAGAUGCACAGAGCCGCAUAUUUACACCUUUUAUGCAGGCUGAUAGUUCCACUUCUCGAACAUAUGGGGGAACUGGAAUAGGACUGAGUAUUAGUAAAUGUCUAGUUGAGCUUAUGGGAGGAGAAAUUGGUUUUGUAAGUGAGCCUGGAAUUGGAAGUACUUUUUCAUUUACAGGAACUUUCAGAAAAGGAGAAACCACAUCUCUGGAUGCAAAGUGGCAGAAGCACAAUCUUUUUGUUCCACAGCUCCAAGGAUUGAGAGCAUUAGUGAUAGAUGGAAGUAAAAUCCGAGCUGAGGUCACAAGAUAUCAUCUGCAGAGGUUGGGGAUGUCUGUGGAUGUAACUUUCAGUCUGAAAUCUGCAUGCUCUUGUCUAUCUAGUACUUGCAACAUGAGUAUGUCAACACAGUUCGCCAUGAUUCUUAUAGACAAGGAUGCUUGGGAUAAGGAAAGUAGUAUCUUAUACACAAUCAAGAAUCAAAGACAGAAUGGCAUCAAAGGGGACCCAAUAAACUUUCCAAGGAUUUUUCUCCUGGCCACCCACCUUAGCCCCAAUGAACGUGAUGAACUCAAGUCCAUUGGAAUCAUAGAUGAUAUACUAAUGAAGCCUCUUUGGCUUACUGUUUUGAUUCGCUGCUGCAGAGAAUCCCUUGGAACUGAAAAAAGGCAAAUAAAUAGGAAGAAAGUAUCCAAACUUGGGAAUUUAUUAAUACACAAACAAAUUUUGGUGGUUGAUGAUAAUGCAGUGAACAGAAAAGUUGCAGAAGGUGUUCUGCAGAAAUAUGGGGCAAUAGUUACCUGUGUGGAGAGUGGCAGGGCUGCUCUAAAGAUGCUCAAACCACCACAUAAUUUUGAUGCUUGUUUCAUGGAUCUCCAAAUGCCAGAAAUGGAUGGUUUUGAAGUGACAAGGCAAAUCCGCCGUUUAGAGAGUGAGGUAAAUGAGAAAAUUGCAUGUGGGCAAGAAUCUGCUGAGACGUUUGGUAACAUCUCUCAUUGGCACACUCGAAUACUAGCAAUGACAGCUGAUGGAACUCAGGCUUCAAAUGAAGAGUGCAGGAAGAGUGGGAUGGAUGAUUAUGUGUCAAAGCCAUUUGAAGAAGAGCAGCUCUAUAUGGCAGUGGCACGAAUCUUCAAGUCUGGUUCAUAGUGUGGAAGCAUCAUGUUUAUAAUGUUUGAUUAUUAGUGCAGGUGUCAUGUUGACAAGUGUUGAAUGGCCUCUACGACGAAUGCCAAGUGUCAAUUUUCCACUAAAAGAGCCAGCAGAUGGAUUAAUUUUGGCUAAAUUAUGUCCAGAUAUUGUAGGAGUAGGACUCACCCCAGCUGAUGUGUUUCUAAACAAGACCGGCAUGUCAGCAUCAAAGCUAUCACUUCAGCACCAUGGAUCUCAGCUAUGGCCUUGUUUAGUUAUAGAAGCUGAUUUGAGUGCAAUAAAAUAUCAAUAGCUUUUUUUUUUUAAGGAAGGGGAGGAUGCUACUUGGACCAGUGUCAUCUAUGCUAAUUAUCACUCAUUGCAGGAGAAGGGGAGGUCAAGAAGGCACAAUUGCAUUUUUGUGUACAUAACCCGUUUUUUGUUCCUGCUUUCUAUUAUUUUUCUUUGUAUAUAUUCAUAUGGAGCAAGUAGGAUAAGAUAAAAUGUUAUAGUGAUGAGUAUUAAUUCAUUUUUUGGGCUAAGAUUGAAAGAAAUGACAAAUCUUGAACCCUCAAUGUUGAGAUAUAUAGUCCCACAUUGGUUGUAUGAGCAACUAAUGUGGAGUUUAUAAGACUUUGGGCACUCCCAUCCUUUACACAGGUAGGUUGGGCCUGUUGCAUUGUCCACUCUUCAAGCUCAAUGGGCUCUUGUGUGAGGGGACAUGUUGAGAUAUAUAGUCCUACAUUGGUUGUAUGAGCAACUAAUGUGAUCUUUAUAAGACUUUGGGCACUCACAUCUUUUGAGCUAGUUUUA